AUGGAGAACUCGUCAGUGGCAUCGGCCUCCUCGGAGGCGGGGAGCAGCCGCUCGCAGGAGAUCGAGGAGCUGGAGCGCUUCAUCGACAGCUACGUCCUGGAGUACCAGGUCCAGGGGCUGCUGACAGACAAAACAGAGGGGGAUGGUGAGAGCGAGAAGACACAGUCUCACAUCUCACAGUGGACGGCGGAUUGCAACGAGCAGCUGGAUGGCAGCUGUUCCCCAUCCCAAGGGAAAGUCCCUCCCUCCUAGAAUGGCAACAAGGAGAGCUCCCUUGACAUGCUGGGCACGGAUAUCUGGGCUGCCAACACCUUUGACUCCUUCAGUGGUGCCACGUGGGACUUGCAGCCUGAAAAACUAGAUUUCACCCAGUUUCAGAGGAAGCUCCGGAACACCUCCAAACACCCGUUGCCUCACAUAGACAGGGAAGGGCUUGGGAAAGGGAAAUACGAGGAUGGUGAUGGCAUCAACUUGAAUGACAUAGAGAAAGUCCUUCCAGUGUGGCAGGGUUACCACCCCUUGCCUCAUGAAGCUGAAAUCGCACACACCAAAAAACUGUUCAGAAGGAGGAGAAACGAGCGGAGGAGACAGCAGAGACUUCCUGGCGGAAACAAGACUCAGCAACACGUAGAUCAUCAGCAAGGUGGCACCAAACACAACAGGGACCACCAGAAACUCUACCAAGGAGGCCAGGCCCCUCACUCCUCGGGCAGGACGGGCCACCACGGCUACAGCCAGAACCGGCGGUGGCACCACAACCAGAAGCACUCUCCCAACGACAAAGAAACGCACAGGAACGCCAAAGAGACUGAGAACCUGAAAAUUGAGGACACCUCUGCCUGCACCGUGCACAUCCCUGCGGAGGCACACCGAGGCCCAGAGGCUGUGGAGAAGCAGCCUCAGCAGUACAGCCAGGAGUCGGAGGCCAAGCGGAAGGACAGUAUUCAGGAGCGUGUCGGGGAGAGGCCCAAGAUCAAUUUGCUUCAGUCUUCCAAAGACAGGCUGAGGAGGAGACUAAAAGAAAAGGACGAAGUCACGGUGGAAACCACCAACCCUGAAAAGAACAAAAUGGACAAAUUAAUCGAAAUCCUCAACAGCAUGAGGAACAACAGCAGCGACGUCGACUCCAAGCUCACCACCUUCAUGGAGGAGGCUCAGAACUCUACUAACUCUGAGGAGAUGCUGGGGGAGAUAGUCAAGACCAUCUACCAGAAAGCGGUGACGGACCGCAGCUUUGCUUCCACUGCAGCCAAGCUCUGUGACAAAAUGGCCCUUUUCAUGGUGGAAGGGACCAAGUUUCGGAGUCUGCUCCUCAACAUGUUGCAGAAGGAUUUCACCAUGCGGGAGGAGUUGCAGCAGCGGGACGUGGAGCGCUGGCUGGGCUUCAUCACCUUCCUCUGCGAAGUGUUUGGCACCAUGAGGAGCAGCACUGGGGAGCCCUUUCGAGUCCUUGUCUGCCCCAUUUACACCUGCCUCAGGGAGUUGUUGCAAUCUCAGGAUGUGAAGGAAGAUGCUGUGCUUUGCUGCUCCAUGGAGCUGCAGAGCACUGGCCGGCUGCUGGAGGAGCAGCUGCCCGAGAUGAUGACGGAGCUGCUGGCCAUCGCCCGCGACAAGAUGCUGUGCCCCUCCGAGUCCAUGCUGACACGCUCCCUGCUGCUGGAGGUCAUCGAGCUGCACGCCAACAACUGGAACCCCCUGACGCCCACCAUCACGCAGUACUACAACAAGACCAUCCAGAAACUGACAGCUUGA
Indicator indicator is the source of this 1752-nucleotide messenger RNA. RefSeq names its product cap binding complex dependent translation initiation factor (gene CTIF). The record is from RefSeq and is a predicted model, not a curated record. The transcript has 11 exons. Gene Ontology annotation, molecular function: translation activator activity; protein binding; RNA binding. NCBI's taxonomy places the organism in Eukaryota, Metazoa, Chordata, Aves, Piciformes, Indicatoridae. Gene Ontology annotation, biological process: regulation of translational initiation. Gene Ontology annotation, cellular component: cytosol.